AAAACCAUGAAUUAACCUACAAGUAUUAUUUGAGACUAGUAAUGUUUUGCAAGAGUUUAUUAAGAGAUGAACGUGACGUGUUUUUGGAUGGAAUCAAUGAGGAAAUAUCCUUUGUGACUAAUACUACUAAGGAGUAUGGAUAUUACAAGAUUGGUGGACGAACUCUUCACCAAUGCCAAUUGGAAUCUGAGUCGGAGAUGCUCUUCAGGAUGGCCAUUCAGAAGUUGAAAUCAGCUGAAGAUGUGCUGCACUACGACAUCAUCACAUCACACCUGCAAGACCACAAAACGUACAUAGUGGAUUUACUAAAAGCAAGUAGAAACAUACUCGAACAUGAUGAUGCAAAUGUAAUGAACUUCAAAGACUCUAUCACUCACCUCACCGAUUUGGAUGAGUUAACUUUAGGUAAACUGGCAUUAGCCAGGGAAGGUCCGCUGUAUGAUUAUCUUCAUUUGUAUUUGGAAUUGCUUUGGCUAUUGGCAACUAUAGAGAAUCAAGUGGACAUUCCACAUAUCAUCAAGCAAUUGAGUUAUUUCAGUUACAAAUGCUUCGAGAAGAAAAGGCCUUUGUAUAGUUGUGAUUGUUUCAAGAAGCUUUGGCUGCAGGUACAGAUAUUUUGCGGUAUAAAAUCUUUGGAUUUUUGGGAAAUGUUCAACGUCGCGAUGGAAUGUUACGACGCGGAAUUCUGCUUGCACCAUUUGCACGCGAUCGCGAAACUACAAAGUUUCGAUUGUCCGUUUCUUAAGGUCCGAGAGAACAUUGACUUUUUAAACGAAAAGUGGUCUUUCAUACUGAAAGACGUGAACGAGGAAAAGUUGAUCGAGUUAUUUGGAAAGGUUGACGCACUCCUUGAGAUGUGGAUUGAAUGUCCCAAGUUGGAUAUGAUUUACACGACUUGGGACUUUUAUUACAAGAGGAUCGAGUGUUUUGAAAUUAAAGGUAAGUUGCUGGAGGUGGCCAAAAGUUUUAGACCCAUCUGCGGUUACACGAUGUUCCUGAAGAUGUUGUACAGGCAUUUGGAGAAGCAUCAACAGUGGAACAAAUUCAGAGGUAGGAUUUACACGAGAUUCUCCAAUGCUAAAUUCGCUAAACUUAACAUUAACGGAGUGUACAAUAUCAGUUUGUUGUUUGCUGUACUUAAUCCGUUGGCGCGCGAUGAAAUACUGAAGAAACUUGGAGAAAUGCUGGACGCGUUACCAGAGCAAACCUCUUUCUUGGUGUGGAAUCUGCAGAUUAGUUUGAUUCAACUGCAACUGGAGAACGAUAAACCUGUUGUGAGCAAAGAAUUCUUCAAUCAAUUAACAGCGUGCUCGCAGAGUCGAACGCAAUUCAAUUUGGUUUCGACUUUCGCCAAUCAAUUGGAGACUCUGAUGCAUUGCAGCAGUAACAUGAACCUCGAUCAAAGCGAAUUCUUUGGUCCGUGGAUCCAGAAUUACGUGAAGCACUGUCAGGUAUCGGAUUUAUCUGUUCUGCUGAACGUUCUGAUCAUUUCCAUCGAGAGAAUCGUGGAGCUCGGCGCUUGGUACGAGUACGAGAAAGUGAUUGUAACGAACGUGUUAGCUCCGCUCAAGAAACUGGCUACUUCUGCAAAUCCUGUAGUUUUGGUUGGAUCGUUGACAGCUUUAAUAGCGGUGAAUUCGAGCGCCGUUCUUGUGCAAACUGUUGCUUAUUUCGCGUCAGAAGCUAUUUCUGUUGGAGUGAUGUUGAACUUCUUCGCGUCGAUAUGCAAGAGGUUGGGCAUUUUGACGCAAGAUAUAGAAGGUUUCGUGAUCAGGGUAUGGUUUCAGUGCGGUUUGAUUGGUGAAUCCAACCCCGAUUUGACUCGCAUCGUGCUUGAUUCUGUGGGUUUAGAAGAUUGUGCAGAUCCUGUGGUUAAAUUCAUAGAAUCUUUAUCGGGCGGAGAUAAAAAAGAGACUGUUAAGCUGUGCUUCGCCAAUUUGGAUGUCUGGAUUGCGAAGCAUUUGAGUAAUCCUUUGUACACGCAGCACAUUUACACGUUCAUGGCUUUCAUCCUGAACUCUUGCGGGAAGCAGCUGUACUCGCGUUCGAGCGCCUCCAACAACUUGAGCAAUUACAUAGACAUCCUCUUGUUACCAACAGAAGUUCAAAGAGGUAUAAAACCAGUCGAUUAUAUCUUGGCAGCGAUCGAACGGACGUGGCAUCUCUACGUGAACGCGAUCCACAAUUUAUCCGUGAACGAUCCGUACUUGGAAAGGAUCUUAAAGAAUCUCGUCGUCAAGUAUAUAGUGCUCUUCAAGACGAGACCUAGUCCGAUUGCAAAGCUUCUGGGCAACGAGAAAUUAACAGUUUCUGUUUUAACCAAAAUCAACAAAGAGUUCUUCUUGCAAGGUGUCUCUCGCGCCACCGACGAGCAAAUCUUCAAAGCCAUCAACACUUUGACGAACAUCUUGGAGUCCGUCGAAUCACCAAACAUCAUAAUCGCGAAUAGUUUGUCGGCGCUUCUGGAAGUCUACAUGUUCAAAAGCCAAAAACCUCAAGUACUCGAGUUCCUGAAAGCAGUGAUCAGAUCGGAGCAUUACAAGAGCGGCGGCUGCACCGAAACCAUCCAGAAUUCUCUUGUCGAAGUUACCAAGAAACAUUUGCCGUUCAGCACGAGCACCUUUUACCAAAUGUGCUUCGUUCUGUCGCGAGUCAUUCCGACAGACAUGAGACUUCUCUUGAACAAAUUGCGAGAGGAAAUCGCCGUCGUGGAGAGGAAACGUGGCCAAGGUUUCGACAAUUCUUUGCGCCAAGGAUUGGAUAAGCUCCAAACGCUCUUAAUUAAAUGAUUCCAAUUAAAUCGAAGCUGUGAUUUAUACAAAAUAUACAUUAUUAUU
Messenger RNA from Nicrophorus vespilloides, 2837 nucleotides. RefSeq lists its product as uncharacterized. The record is from RefSeq and is a predicted model, not a curated record. Gene Ontology annotation, biological process: replication fork processing; double-strand break repair via homologous recombination. Lineage: Eukaryota; Metazoa; Arthropoda; Insecta; Coleoptera; Silphidae. Gene Ontology annotation, cellular component: nuclear replication fork. The transcript is spliced from 2 exons. The coding region runs from base 42 to 2789 and encodes 915 amino acids.